Molecule: messenger RNA, 824 nt
Organism: Rattus rattus (black rat)
Lineage: Eukaryota; Metazoa; Chordata; Mammalia; Rodentia; Muridae
Product: receptor tyrosine-protein kinase erbB-4-like
Exons: 3
Coding region: 1-573 (190 amino acids)
Source: RefSeq, a predicted model, not a curated record
AUGCCCAUCUAUUCAAUACGCAUUUUUCAGUAUUUCACCCCCAAGUUUUCACCCAAAGAGGAAGGCGGGGACAGUCAAGGUAGAUGUUUGUUUGUGUCUUCCCAGUCUAUCAGAGAAGUCACAGGCUAUGUACUCGUGGCCCUCAACCAGUUUCGUUACCUGCCUCUGGAGAAUUUGCGCAUUAUUCGUGGGACAAAACUGUAUGAAGAUCGCUAUGCCUUAGCGAUAUUCUUAAACUACAGGAAAGAUGGCAACUUUGGACUUCAAGAACUGGGAUUAAAGAACCUGACCGAAAUACUAAAUGGUGGAGUCUAUGUAGACCAGAACAAAUUCCUAUGUUAUGCUGAUACUAUACACUGGCAAGAUAUUGUUCGGAAUCCAUGGCCUUCCAACAUGACUCUGGUGUCAACAAAUGGAAGCUCUGGAUGUGAGUACCAUUAUCCCAUCGUCCUUUUUAUUUAUUUAUUCAUUUAUUUAUUUGUGUGUUUCUAUCUGUCUAUAUGUCUGUCUGCGUGUCACAGACACACAUGCACAGAAGUCAUGGGAAUUGGUGGAUUGAAAUCAGGUCAUUAACUUGAGGUCUAGCAUCUACCUGACGAAGCAUGUCAACAGUCCACAUCACACUCUGUGAUGUCUUAAAAUAGUAUUUUCCCCUGUGCCAUAGUGAACGUCUUGUUCUGCAUGCCCUAGUGAUAUUUUAACCUCUGAAUCCAUUCAAAAGCUCAGUAGGUUCUUCUUCAAGUUUUAGUCAUACAGAAAAUUUCUGACUAGCACCAUUCUGUUAAUUACUCUCUUUCAGAAUUCUCUAACCUUCAUUUCUCCAU